UGUUGAGUGUGAUAUCGAUAUCGAAGUCGUAAACUGCGUGUCAGUGUGACCACAUUGAUGGUAUCGAAUAAUCAUCGAUUUUUAUUUUCUGCGUAAUUCUUUUCGUAUAAUUCGAUUAAACAUAAAUAAAUAAACGCAGUUGCAAGUAUAUAAACAGUUAACCAGCAUAAUCUUAUGCUCGAAAUCGCCGGUAAAAGUUGUAUGUUUUUUAUUUUGGCCAACCCGCAAUUUAAUCGGCGAGGCGGCGUGUUUUCUCCGAGUUCUAUUUAACCGUAUUCGGGAAAUGGGCCGCGAUCCGUAGGCGGAAAACGUGGAGAAGAGGAACGAGGAAAGAAAAGCGCCGUGGCGAGGAGGAGGAGUGGAGAGCGAAGUGCGAAAAGUGUUUGGGGUUAUGUGUUAGAGUCCCCGCGGGGGGAUUUUCAGCUGGUUGGAUCCGCAACAGAGACGUAAUCGUUCCGGGAAAUCACUCGGAUUGCAGAGCACUCUCACAAAAAAAAAAAGAAAAGAAAACACGCAAAACAUGGCAAGUGCCGUUCGCGCUAAGUCGGCCGCAGUCGGCGUCGUAGUCGACGAAAGCAGUGGUGGCGACAGCGACAGCAAAGGCAGCAUUGCCAAGCAGGAGCUGUCCUUAGGUCAAAUGACAGAGUCUCUGGCCGCCCUUCGCUCACUACUACAGAAGAGGCACGAAAACUACAUACACGCUCGAUGGGACGAUCCUAUACUCUUGAUAAUGGAGACACUGGAGGAAAUUGAAUACAGUCAAUCCGCUGACUCGGAGGAACAGGUGGCCACCGGUAGAGAACCCUGCCAAGAGGACUCCUUAAACGCCCUGCGUGAGUUGGUUAGGAACAUAAAGCCGCCCGACUACUCACUUCUUCUGAUUGUAAAGCACAUUGAACAACUAACCAACAUCUUGGCAACGGACAGCCACGAGCAAGUCUCUUUGAUUUGCCUUAGGGAUCUGAACAAAACCAUUAGAAAGGAGUGGCCCCGGGACAACUGCAUCCACGUGAUAAUGAAGCGAAUACAAAAUAUAAAGCCUCAGCUGACCACGGAAAACUUGUGCUUUGGGGAACGCAUACGUGACGACAGGUGUCCACUCUCCCUGCAGACAAAGCGGCACAAAGAACGCAUUCAGGCCAUGGUUUACGAGCGGCAGCACUGGCGCAUCCGUGAGCGCAUGAAGACGGCCAGCGUGGCCCUGGUUCUGUGUCUUAAUAUAGGCGUAGAUCCACCCGACGUGGUCAAGAUCCAGCCAUGUUCUCGACUAGAGUGCUGGAUAGAUCCCAGUUCAGUGUCGCCACCUAAGGCCAUGGAACUUAUUGGUAGUAACCUUCAGAUGCAGUACGAACGCUGGCAGCCAAGGGCCAGAUACAAGAAGUGCCACGAUCCCACCGUGGAGGAUGUUAAGAAACUGUGCACCUCUCUUCGGCGGAAUGCCAAGGGAGAACGUAUACUCUUCCAUUACAACGGACAUGGGGUGCCCAAGCCAACGACCAAUGGUGAGAUCUGGGUAUUCAACAAGACCUUUACGCAGUACAUACCUUUGAGCAUCUUCGAGCUGAUUACUUGGAUGUCGGCGCCCUCGAUAUACGUAUACGAUUGCUCCAAUGCCGGGAUCAUCAUCAACUCGUUUCAGCCGUACGCAGAACAGCAUGAACACGAAUUGGAGAAGGCGCUGGUCGCCGCCCAGCAGAGGGGUGGGGUCCAGCAACUUUCAGGCGGCCCAGGUGGCGCCGCCAAUGUAGCCGGCAAUCAGGUACAGCUGCCCAACCAGAUGGUCAGCUACAAGAAUUGUAUACACCUGGCCGCCUGUGCGGCUAACGAAAUUCUGCCCAUGAAUGCCCAGCUGCCGGCGGAUCUGUUUACCAGCUGCCUGACCACACCCAUAAAUAUCGCCCUCAAGUGGUACGCCAUGCAGGAGAAGCUGGGCAUGGUGCCUCGUAUCCAGAGCGAGCUGAUCGACAAGAUACCAGGCAAGGUCAACGAUCGACGUACAAUGAUGGGCGAGCUGAACUGGAUAUUUACCGCCAUUACGGACACGAUAGCGUGGAACACGCUACCCCGCGAUUUGUUCCAGCGUCUGUUCCGUCAAGACCUGCUAGUAGCUAGCCUUUUCCGCAACUUCCUGCUGGCCGAACGCAUCCUGCGUAGUCACGAUUGUACACCAGUUUCUCUACCCGCCCUGCCCCCUUGCUAUCGCCAUCCAAUGUGGAAGGCCUGGGAUCUGGUGGUGGAUCUGGCCCUGCAGCAGUUACCCGAGAUCCUCGACCACAAUGCUCCUUAUCGCCAGCUGCCGUUCUUCGAGCAUCAGCUAACGGCUUUCCAAGUUUGGCUAGAUAGCGAAUCGGAGUCGAGAACGCCACCGGAGCAGCUGCCCAUUGUACUGCAGGUGCUUCUAUCGCAGGUGCACCGCUUGAGAGCCUUAGAAUUACUGGCACGUUUCUUGGAUCUGGGUCCUUGGGCCGUUAAUCUCGCCCUAGGAGUCGGCAUAUUUCCUUAUGUGCUUAAGCUGCUACAGAGUUCCACACGUGAGUUGCGACCAGUUUUGGUGUUCAUUUGGGCCAAGAUUCUGGCUGUGGAUCCAACAUGCCAGGUUGAUCUGGUCAAGGAGUACAAGUACUUUUUGUCCGUGCUGCAAGACACCUCCGUCUCUAAGGAGCAUCGCACGUUAUCCGCCUUCGUAUUGUCCUCCAUUGUGCACAACUUUCUGCUGGGCCAAACUAGCGCCCUGCAGGGCCCGCUUCUGUCUAUUUGCCUAGAGCAGCUCAACGACGGAAGUUGGUUGCUGCGUCAGUGGCUUGCCAUUUGCCUAGGCAUGCUGUGGCAAAACUUUGAGAAGGCGCGAUGGUCAGGAGCCCGAGAUUUGGCUCACGAGAAACUGUACGUUCUGCUGCGGGACUCGAUUCCGGAAGUGAGAGCCGCUGCUGUAUUCGCAUUGGGCACAUUUAUUAGCUCUGUGACGGAUCGCAGCGAGGAGCAGGCCAAUAACAUUGAUCGCAUCAUUGCCAUUACCAUGCUGGAGACCGUGGGUGAGGAUAUGUCCCCGCUGGUACGCAUGGAGUUGGCUGCCGCUCUGCAAUGGAUGGUCCUGCUGUUUGAGUCUCAGUUUGUGGCCGUUUAUCUAACAGAGCACAUGCGAGGCCAUGCGUCCGCCGCUUCUUUUGUGAUGUGCGGCGAUCCCAGGGAUCUGACAUCUUCUACUCAUAGCCUGGAGCGUCAUGUUACCAUCCGAAGAGGAGCCAGCUCCAGCUCCAUAUCCAAUAUGGGCGGUGCUACAACCAGCUCGGGUGCUGGGUCAUCCGGCAACACUUUGGGUCGCUCAAAGAGUGGAUCUGGUAGCUCCGGCGGAAGAGGAGCAGCAGGAGCUGCUGGAGGCACUAAUAGCAUACCCUUCCAGUCGAUCUUCACCAAGCUGUGGCUGGGCAUUUGCAAUCUGGCCCAGGAUCCGUUUCCCCGUGUUGCAGCCAUUGCUCAAGAGAUUGUUGAUCAUGUGAGGGAUACGGCUUUGUGUCCUAUUAUGGCCGCUAAGGAAGCCACGAUGGCGACGGCCUCGGAGAAAUGCAGUAGUUUGAGUGUAAGCCUGCCACCAAGUCCGAAUACAAGGGUUAAUUACUUGGGUGGCACCGGAGGACCAGGAGGAGCCGGGGCUGCUGGAGAAUCACCUCCUGUCGGUGCAGCAGCCUCGGGCGCCAGCCACUGGGCCCAAAAGCUGCGGUUAUCGGGCAGUGGAGGCGGCGUGGCUGUAGGAGAUCCUCAGACUCUCCUGCAGCGCAAGCUGCGGACCAGCUCCAUAAACGAUGAGACUGACAGUGGACCAGCAUACUCAAGAGGAGCAGUAGGCGCUGGAGCUGGAUUAGGAUUGCCCAGCGGACCGAGGGAGAGUACCCAUUCGGCGCGGAGCAGCGGCAGUGAGAGCAAUCAGUACUUGGAGCCUGGACACAGCCUCACACCCAUUGUAACGACCGAGUUUAUACACUGGGCCAUUUCCUAUUUUACACGGCCCGGCAAGGAGCGCUAUAGCAGUGCUGAGGGAGUGGCGGAGGAGGGACGCCAGCGUUACCCAGUAGACCGAAACUCGAUGGAGUUGCGACUCAGAAGAUUGCGCUUCUUGAAAAACGAUUAUAUUCGUCGGAAUGCACGCCGCCAGCACCAGGAGCAGAGUGAUCGAUUUGGUUACGAUGUGUGCGUAUGGAACCGAAAGACACAGUUCACGCCCUCCAUUGUGAAGCUGCUACCAUAUGAGCCACAGAUUGCAGUAGCCUACAGAGAGAAGGUUCUUGUGUACGACUUCCAGUACAAUUCGGUGCGCACCUACGGCUCUGAUGCUUUAGCUGAAAGUAGCUCCACUGGCUCUAGCUCCGGGUAUGGAUCGGGUUCUGGAUCAUCUUCUUCUCUCAAUGGCAGUACUCCGCGGAAAUCGGGCUGUGGUGGAUUUUCCACCGCCCCCUUUGCUCGCGUAAGUAGCAUCGAGUUCAUCAAUGCUCAUGAUAUGGCGCUCAACCUAGUGGCACACGAAGACGGAGUGGUAAGAGUCUGGCAAUCCUCGUCGCCGGCCAACUCUGCCAAUUCCGAGGAUUCCCCCAGCAAGGCCCGCUUAGUGACAGCUUGGACAGCCCUGGGGCAGGUUAAUCAGACUGGUUAUCGUCAGCGUAGUAUGGCUUCUGGCGGAAGCAUUGGCAAGGGUACGGACGUGUCGGGACUCUCGAUGGGUGGAUCUGGCACAGGGAGCAUUGUGACUGCCUGGCAGCAGUGCAGCCAGAACCUAGUGAUAGGCGGAGGAGGCUGUCGAUUUAUUCGCAUCUGGGACGUGGAGAGGGAGCUAAAAUUGGCGGAUAUUCCUUUAGGUCGCAGCGAAACCUGUGCCCGGGUUCUGGCACCCUACCUGCCCAACAUGCGAUCGGAUGUGAUCCUCGUCGGUUGUGACGACGGUAGUGUGCGCCUGUUUGACAAACGAUGUUCGCCGCAGGAUGCACGGAUCUCUGUAUACAGACGCCACAGUGCUCCCAUUCUACACGCUUGCAUGCGGGCCAACGAAACGGUGUUGGUUUCCGGUUGCACUGAAGGUCGGAUUAGCGUGGCGGAUUUACGGGGGAGCCAGUUUCCCAAUAGCGUUAGUGAUGUGCUGCACGAGUGGGACGCUGGUGGUGAUGUGACGGCCAUUGCUAGUCACCAGAUAGCGGACACGGUGGCCUGCGGAAAUGCCUCCAAGAUCGGAAUAUACUCGCUAGACGGCCGAGUGCAGAAGGUGCUAAGAACGAACGAGGGUUUUAUUGGACCCAAGAUCGGACAUCCCACCUGGCUGUCGUUUCAUUCGUACAAGGUGCAGCUGGCAGUGGGCUUUGUGGACAAUAUGGUGGCCAUCUACAGCCCCACCCCAGUUCUAUAAGGGCUGUGGAAAAUGGAAAAUUGACGUCGAUAAGAAUCCCGAAACCUUGGUCAACGCACGCAGGUUCCUUGCGGAGCCGCAGAUGGAGUCAGCAGUGGAGCA
This is a messenger RNA of Drosophila eugracilis, 5491 nucleotides long. It is a transcript of the gene raptor, whose product is annotated as regulatory-associated protein of mTOR. Gene Ontology annotation, molecular function: protein binding; protein-macromolecule adaptor activity. The coding region runs from base 521 to 5389 and encodes 1622 amino acids. The transcript has 3 exons. Gene Ontology annotation, cellular component: TORC1 complex; cytoplasm. The record is from RefSeq and is a predicted model, not a curated record. NCBI's taxonomy places the organism in Eukaryota, Metazoa, Arthropoda, Insecta, Diptera, Drosophilidae. Gene Ontology annotation, biological process: cellular response to starvation; positive regulation of cell growth; cellular response to amino acid stimulus.